UUAGCCCGGCCUGUUUCGGGUAAAUCACACUUGGCUCUGGGGUCUAUUGGUAAAUGCUGACCUCUACUGGUAAGAUAUGUCUCUGCAAACAAACCUCGGCCUGACAGAAACAAAACAACUCAAGGAGGAAACAAAUGGCUAGGACAAUUGGUUACUUUGUCCGUUUUUAAGCCAAUUUAUUUUACUUGCCACAAAGUAAAAUAACGUGUUAAAGACUAUUUGGCAAAUGUUUCAUUUUGUCUACGUUAAAGCUCAAAGGUGGAUCGGUACAAAUCAACUUUUAACCCGAUUAACGUGGGCGUAAUUAGUUAGCUCACGUUAGCUAGCUAGCUUAUAAACUGCUUUGUUGGUGUGGUGUUGUGACACUUUGGAAUGCCUAUAAUUUGAGGUUUUCUGCACUAAUAACGUCACGCCACAGUUUAACGUUAACUAAAUGUUAUUUAUUAUUAAGUUCUCGCUGUGCUAGAGUCGCUCAAACAUGUCAACAUGUUUAAGAAGGUGUUUAGAACAGGUUGUCUCGUAAGAACUGGACAUGUCAUCCUUACUUGGGCGACAACACUUGUGUUAUUUUUACACGACACAGAUUUGCGGAAGUAUGAGGAGAAAGGGGAGCUGGCACAUCCGGUGGUUUUCGCAUCCUUGGUGCUCAUCUCCGUGAUGCUUUACUUCACGGUUUCGCUCAUGGACCCGGGGUUUGUGCUCAGCGACGUUGAGAUAUCAUCUACAAAUGAAGAACUGGAAGAAAUGAUGCCACAGACAGCUCGUCUUAGACGUUGUGGAUACUGUUUACUACUGCAACCAAUGAGAGCCAAGCACUGCAAGGCAUGUAACAGAUGUGUGAGACGGUUUGACCACCACUGUCCCUGGAUAGAGAACUGUGUCGGGGAGCGGAACCACCGCUGGUUUCUGCUCUAUCUGGGAGUCCAGCUGCUGGUUCUUCUGUGGGGCCUGCAGACUGCCUGGUCUGGCAUUGUUUCCGCCCCCACAUGGAAACUGUGGUUUGUGCAGAACGGCUUCCUGCUGGCGGCUCUGGGGGUGACUGGCGUGUUCUCAGGUGUCGUCGUGCUCCUGCUAGGAUGCCACCUCUACCUGGCGUCCAGCAACACCACCACCUGGGAGUUCAUGGCACGCCACCGCAUCUCCUACCUCAAGCACUGCGAUUCGGAGGAGAACCCCUUCGACCGAGGGCCACUCUGCAACCUCUGGGACUUCUUCUGCGUGUGUCGGACUGUGGCUUGGGAGAGAGUGUACGCCAAGUUCCGAGCAAGUGCAGUGUGUGACUGACUACUGAAUAUGGAGACAGUACUGGGAGGCUUAACACACUGGCUACUCAGAUUCUCUUGAAAAAUAUGUCAUGGCGGUGAUGAUUGGUGCUUCACGACACAUUCAGGAAGGAGUUUACCAUUGUGCUGCUGGAUGCAUGAUAUGCAGAUCAUGGACAUGGUGUAUUGCUGAGCAACAUUGGCCAUCCAUGCAUCUGAUUGUCUUUUCAUAGAGAUUACAGUUAACAUGAAUCGUCUGUAAUACAUUCCCAAAACGUCCUUCACUCAUUUUGACCCUAAGUGGCACACUACAUCGAAUAUUUCUCAUCUUUUUCAGAUGCAAAAGUUCCCCUCAGUUUUUUGUAGGUUUAAAUGUCUGUUUCAGAAUAAUCAAAAUGUAAUAAUUUAGCUGUUUCUGGGGAAACAUUUACUGAAUUUGUAAUGAAAGGUUUGUUUCAAAACUUUCUCUUGCUUUAAUGUAAUU
This is a messenger RNA of Alosa alosa (allis shad), 1746 nucleotides long. RefSeq names its product zinc finger DHHC-type palmitoyltransferase 12a (gene zdhhc12a). Bases 487 to 1284 code for a protein of 265 amino acids. Gene Ontology annotation, cellular component: endoplasmic reticulum; Golgi apparatus. Gene Ontology annotation, biological process: peptidyl-L-cysteine S-palmitoylation; protein targeting to membrane. NCBI's taxonomy places the organism in Eukaryota, Metazoa, Chordata, Actinopteri, Clupeiformes, Clupeidae. Gene Ontology annotation, molecular function: protein-cysteine S-palmitoyltransferase activity. The transcript is spliced from 5 exons. The record is from RefSeq and is a predicted model, not a curated record.